Zophobas morio is the source of this 1455-nucleotide messenger RNA. RefSeq lists its product as uncharacterized. The transcript has 3 exons. NCBI's taxonomy places the organism in Eukaryota, Metazoa, Arthropoda, Insecta, Coleoptera, Tenebrionidae. Bases 1 to 1455 code for a protein of 484 amino acids. The record is from RefSeq and is a predicted model, not a curated record.
AUGGUGAUGUGCUUUGUGCCGAGCUGCAAGCAUUACAGCGAACAGAAAACCUGCCGAUUUUUCCGUUUUCCGAAGGAGGAACAAACGCGUAAGAAGUGGAUGACACUCAUUGGGCGAGCAGAUAGGGAGCCAUCCCAACAUUCGAUGGUGUGUACUUGCCAUUUUCUACAGGGUGACAAAACGAACGGCCCAAGUAUUGUAGAAUAUGCUGCCGAUAAAGUAUUUAAAUUUCGAACACCCGAAAAAAGGAAACAAAGAAAACUGGAAACCAUGAUGGAGACACCAGAACCUAGCACUAGUCGUAAAGAGUUGUUUCCAGUGCCAUCAACUUCCGGAGCAUCAGAUGAACAACCGUCAGCAUCAGAAACGCCCGAUCAAGGAUCAAGUGAAGAUGCUGGAUCACGGACGUCUUCUGGAUUACGUCACGCAUUGGAAGGGUUGAACGUCAAUGCAAGUGGCAGUGUUUUGCAAGAGGCAGAAAUGUACUUUUUGCAGAAGGAAAACCAGGAGUUAAAAGCCAAGUUGGCGCACCUAUCUACAACCUUUUCCUUUGAACAUAUUAAAGAUGAUGCUCAGUUAAUCAAUAUGUAUACGGGAAUACCCAAUGUGCAUCUAUUUCAGACAUUGUUUGCGCUAUUUGAACAUAGGGAGCUCACCUAUUGUUUGGGGUGGACUGUUGGUAUAAUACCCAAACGAGGCCAACUAUUAAUAACCCUGAUGAAAUUGAGAAUCAACCUGUUACAGCUUGAUUUAGCCUGUAGGUUUAACUGUAGCACCACCACAAUUGCCAACAUUGUGUCCACAUGGAUUCAUGCUUUACAUGAAACAUUAUUUUGUCAGUUAAUGAAAGAGAUUCCAUCAAGGCAGAAAAACCGAUUAUGCCUUCCAGGAUGUUUCAGUGUUUUUAGUAAUUGUCGUAUAGUGUUAGACUGUACAGAAGUCAAAUAUAUAAAGCCAAAAUCCCUUGCAACACAGAAAAUGACCUACAGUGCCUACAAACGCCAAAAUACUGUCAAAGGGUUAGUGGGAGUAGCCCCAAAUGGUGUUAUUACGUUCGUGAGGGAGUUAUAUCCCGGAUCGACCUCAGAUAAAAAAAUUGUCGCUGACUGUGGCAUUUUGGGCAAACUGCAGGUGGGAGACAUGAUCUUAGCCGACAAAGGCUUUUUAAUUAAAGACAUUUUACCGGCUGGUGUAGAUCUCAAUUUGCCACCAUUUUUGACUACCGCGCAAUUCACACCUGAACAGGCAGUGCAAACACGAACAAUUGCAAGAGCACGUAUUCAUGUUGAAAGGGCUAUCCGUAGGAUUAAAUGUUGGAAAAUCUUACAAGCCACUCCCAGCAAUUUAACAGCACAAGCCACAACACUUUUUCAAGUGUGCAGCGCAUUGUGCAAUUUUCAAUUUCCCUUGAUAGCAGAAGUUGAAGAUCUGUAUGGCAGUUCGGUGCAUGAUUAA